This is a messenger RNA of Schizosaccharomyces japonicus yFS275, 598 nucleotides long. RefSeq names its product ubiquitin-40S ribosomal protein S31 fusion protein. Gene Ontology annotation, cellular component: ribosome; cytoplasm. The transcript has a single exon. Gene Ontology annotation, molecular function: structural constituent of ribosome. Gene Ontology annotation, biological process: translation. Lineage: Eukaryota; Fungi; Ascomycota; Schizosaccharomycetes; Schizosaccharomycetales; Schizosaccharomycetaceae. The record is from RefSeq and is a predicted model, not a curated record. Bases 86 to 538 code for a protein of 150 amino acids.
AAAAAGGCAGUCACACACGAAUAAAUAGAAAACACCAAACUUUUUUUCUGCCAUCCGCGAGGAAGAGGCAUAAUACUUGCUGACGAUGCAGAUCUUUGUUAAGACCCUCACGGGCAAGACCAUCACCCUUGAGGUCGAGUCCUCUGACACCAUUGACAAUGUCAAGAGCAAAAUCCAGGACAAGGAGGGUAUUCCCCCUGAUCAACAACGUUUGAUCUUUGCUGGAAAGCAAUUGGAGGACGGUCGUACUCUCGCUGACUACAACAUUCAAAAGGAGUCCACCCUUCACUUGGUCCUUCGUCUCCGUGGUGGUGCCAAGAAGCGUAAAAAGAAGACUUACACCACCCCCAAGAAGAUCAAGCACAAGCACAAGAAGGUUGAGCUUGCUGUCUUGAAGUACUACAAGGUUGAGGAUGAUGGCAGCAUCAAGCGUCUCCGUCGUGAGUGCCCCAACUGUGGUGCCUCCGUUUUCAUGGCCGUUCACAAGGACCGUCUUUACUGCGGUAAGUGCCACUUGACCUUGAAGUUGGAGGCCUAAAUGGGACGUGACGUAGUCGUUCAUACAUAGUGUGUCAUAGGAAUGCAAUCCUUGCCCCAA